This is a messenger RNA of Aegilops tauschii subsp. strangulata, 927 nucleotides long. Its product is annotated as transcription repressor MYB6-like. Lineage: Eukaryota; Viridiplantae; Streptophyta; Magnoliopsida; Poales; Poaceae. The record is from RefSeq and is a predicted model, not a curated record.
AUGGGGCGGCCGCCGUGCUGCGACAAGGCCAACGUGAAGAAGGGGCCGUGGACGGCGGAGGAGGACGCCAAGCUGCUCGCCUACACCUCCAACCAUGGCACCGGCAACUGGACCUCUGUUCCCCAGAGGGCAGGGCUGAAGCGGUGCGGGAAGAGCUGCAGGCUGAGGUACACCAACUACCUGAGGCCCAACCUCAAGCACGAGAACUUCACGCAGGAGGAGGAGGAGCUCAUCGUCACCCUCCAUGCCAUGCUGGGAAGCAGGUGGUCUCUGAUCGCGAACCAGCUGCCGGGGCGGACGGACAACGACGUCAAGAACUACUGGAACACCAAGCUGAGCAAGAAGCUGAGGCAGCGGGGCAUCGACCCCAUCACCCACCGCCCCAUCGCCGAUCUCAUGCAGAGCAUCGGCACCCUCGCCAUCCGCCCGCCACCGAGCGCCGCGGGUGCCUCCUCCUCCUCCUACCUCCCCGUGAACCCACCGGCGGCGCCGGGGCUCCAGCCGCUGCACGACGACGUCAAAUACCACACAGUCCUGAACCAGCAGCAGCAGCAGGUCAUCACGCUCCUCGACCCCGACGCGCCAGGGGCGGCGGCGUCCCCGGAGCACCAGCUCAAGUGGAGCGACUUCCUCGCGGACGACGCCGCGGCCCUCGAGGCGGCGCCGCAGGUCGUUCUUGGUCAGUACCAGGAGGCCGCGGUCGCUGGUGGCGGAGCACACGCGUAUGGCGACACUGACAGUACUGCAGCCGAUGGUGUCGGCGGGGGCGGGGACGAUAGCGCAGCGUCAGCGUUCAUCGACGCGAUGCUGGACAGCGACAAGAAGAUGGGCGUGGACCAGCUCAUCGCCGACCUGCUCGCCGACCCGGCAUACUACUACGGCGGAGGCUCUUCCUCUUCGACGUCGGAGCUGGGGUGGGGCUGUUGA